This is a messenger RNA of Ricinus communis (castor bean), 1219 nucleotides long. Its product is annotated as probable serine/threonine-protein kinase clkA. The record is from RefSeq and is a predicted model, not a curated record. Bases 226 to 1098 code for a protein of 290 amino acids. Lineage: Eukaryota; Viridiplantae; Streptophyta; Magnoliopsida; Malpighiales; Euphorbiaceae. The transcript has a single exon.
ACAUGCAAGCUUCCACUAAUUGCCACCAUUUCCUACCCCACCAAUAACAAGAUUUCCCUAAUUUCCUUAAUCUACGCAUAAUUCUCCGGCCUCUCUAAACACCCAAUUUUCUUUUUGUAUAAAAAGAUUGUACAAGAAAUGAGUCUCAGUCUCAACAAUAGCUCACUCAAUUUUCCCUUCUCACAGUUUUUCUUUUUUUAAUUUCUUUUGCCCUUUCUGAGUCUAAUGGCUUCUUCUGUUAAACAUAUCUUCUGUUACUUCCUUUUAAUGCUCUUCUCCUCUAGCCUAGUCCAAGCUAGAGAAAGCAUGUUCUUUAGCAAGUUUACCCAUUUUAGCACAACAAAAAACAGGGCCGAAGAGACUCAGUUUUCACCAACUGAAGCACCUGCUGCAGCCCCUGUAGAAGCACCGGUCGCAGUAGAAGCAUUAGUACCUGUCCCUGAACCAGCCACUGUCACCACCGAAAACGAAAAUCUCGACGAAGAAUUUGAAAGUGGAAACUCUGAGAAAGAGUACCAGAGUAGCUUUUACAACAACAAUAAUAACAACAAUGGCUACACCACCACAACCAACUACAACAACAAUGGCUACACUGGCAAUUAUAACUACAAUGGCUACAAACUUGCUAGCGAAAGUGAAAGCCAUGAGACAGCUAAUGAAAACAACUACAAUAGCUACACCACCAACUCUAACAACAAUGGCUACACUAGCAAUUACAAUAACAACAAUGGAUAUGAGCUAGCUAGUGGAAGCUAUGAGACAGGCAAUCAGAACAACAAGAACAGCUACACCACCACCACCACCAACUACAACAGCAACAACAAUGGAUACACUAAUAACUACAACAGUAAUGGCUAUGAAGCAGAUCAACGACAAGGAAUGAGUGACACAAGAUUUAUGGAAGGUGGUAAGUACUAUUAUGAUGCGAAUAAUGAUAAUAAUUACUAUCCUCCUAAUGGGUAUACAUCAAGGGAAGCAAGUGCUCAAAAUCAAGUUAACUAUGGAAAUUCUGAGAAAAACACAAAUAAUCAGUUCAACACCAUGGAGUAUGAGAAUCAGGAGCUAUAUGACGAGAACCAAGAGGAAUCUCUGCCUUGAAAUAUUGUCUUGAUAAAAUUUGUGUCAGAAAGAAAGAAAAAAUAUUAGUGACAGAGGAGCCUUUGAUACAUUUACAAGUAAGGCUUAAAUUAAUCAUGGAAAAUUCUCUUUUCAUGUGUCA